Messenger RNA from Metarhizium acridum CQMa 102, 1320 nucleotides. RefSeq lists its product as uncharacterized. Lineage: Eukaryota; Fungi; Ascomycota; Sordariomycetes; Hypocreales; Clavicipitaceae. The record is from RefSeq and is a predicted model, not a curated record.
AUGGCAAGUAAACGUCGACUCUCUGCCCCGGUGGCACCGACACCUCCACCAUCGAGCACGUCUCUUUCUUCACCAGAGUCGAUUCUGGUGGACUCUACAUGUACCUCAUCUUCGUCCAAUGCUGUCCUCGACGCAAAACUGUUGGACCGAGCCGAAAAGCUCGCCCGCAUGACAAUGGAGCUCAAGAUCCACAAGGUUGUCAUGCAGGCCAACGAUCUGGCUCGCGGACUCGAAGACCUAACACGCAAGACAGUGCGCAACGAGUCCUUCCGCCAGCAAAACGAAGAACGCAUGGAGAGGGUCUGGCAGGACAUCUUGUCCGUCAAGGUGAACUUUGAGCAGCACCUGGACACGAGGGCAAGAGACAAGCUCGAUCUGAGGGAGUGCCAAAGGGAAGUGACGGAGGUGAAGAGCUCAAUGGGCGAGGUCAGGAGGCUGGUGGAGGAAUUGGCCAGCAAAGUAGACCAGCUGCCGACGCUGGCCGAGGCCAACGCCGUGCUGGCGGGCGUGAGUGCGCAGAGGGAGGCGUGCGAGACUGCCGCUGCGGUUUGUCGGGAGUGCCGUGAGUUCGGGACGCGGCUCAAGAUCCACAAGGUUGUCAUGCAGGCCAACGAUCUGGCUCGCGGACUCGAAGACCUAACACGCAAGACAGUGCGCAACGAGUCCUUCCGCCAGCAAAACGAAGAACGCAUGGAGAGGGUCUGGCAGGACAUCUUGUCCGUCAAGGUGAACUUUGAGCAGCACCUGGACACGAGGGCAAGAGACAAGCUCGAUCUGAGGGAGUGCCAAAGGGAAGUGACGGAGGUGAAGAGCUCAAUGGGCGAGGUCAGGAGGCUGGUGGAGGAAUUGGCCAGCAAAGUAGACCAGCUGCCGACGCUGGCCGAGGGCAACGCCGUGCUGGCGGGCGUGAGUGCGCAGAGGGAGGCGUGCGAGACUGCCGCUGCGGUUUGUCGGGAGCGCCGUGAAUUCGGGACGCGGGCUGGGUGCUCUCACAAGCCUAUGCAGACUCGCAUCCAGGAGACGAUCAAGUCUACGCGGCGGUGGCACCACGAUCACAAGUCGACUGCGCUGCCUGACGCCGUGUUUACGGCCAAUUAUCUCAAGAAACAGUCGAAGCGAGACCCGCGCAUGGCCGUGUUUCUGCAGAGGGCUAUUCACAAGCGCAUCAGGCGGCGGCGGCGGGAAUCUGGCUCGCGGCCGCAGUCGCUCGAGGAGUUUUGUCAGGAUGUCAGCUGGGACGAUGUGACGAGGACGGUGGAGGACGUCUUGGUUAGGAGGGUGGAUUCUACGGUUCGAUCGUUGAGUCAGAGUUCGCAGUAG